AGACCCGGCCCGCAGAGGUGAGGCGGGAAGGCGCUGCGCCCGCGCGGGGCGGAAAGUUCGCGCGCUGCGUCCCACCGGGUCCCGGGAGACGCCGCAGCCCGCGGCGGGGAGGGGCGCGGGAGGCGCGGCCCGGGCGGGCGCGCGAGAGGAAGGUGCCUUCGGGAACACGCGCAAGGGCGGGGAUUCGCGCUGCCAAUGAGGCCCGGGUGUGGGCCGUGCGAGGGUGGGGGACGGGCCGGAGCGCAGCCUUCGCUGUGGCAGCUGCCGGAGCAGUGGCCGCUUCGGGAGCCGGAGGAGAGGCAGCGGCGGACCGUCGAGCUGGCCGCGCCCCGAGGCCCGGCCCUGGGGUGGAGAACCGCACCGCGGAGUUGGAAACUUUCCCGGCAGGUUUCACCUUCGAACUCCUGAAGGAAGCUGCAGUGGCGUCAGCGUAUCCACGAAGAAAAAGAGUGUUGAAAAUGUUAAAAGCUGUGCUGAAGAAGAGCCGAGAGGGAGGCAAGGGGAGCAGGAAGGAAACAGGAGGUGACUUUGGUCCAGAGACGUCCCCCCAAGUCCUGCCCUCUGGCCAUGGUGGCGACUUUUCCGUGAGCAGCCUCCCUGUAGCAGAGGACACCUACAGGGUGAGCUUGGCCAAAGGUGUCUCCAUGUCUCUGCCUUCAUCACCUCUGCUGCCUCGACAGUCUCACUCAGUGCAAUCAAGAUCAAAUAAAAAAUCUCCAGGUCCCGUCAGGAAGCCCAAGUAUGUGGAAAGCCCCAGAGUGCCUGGAGAUGCAGUUAUAAUCCCGUUCCGAGAAGUGUCCAAGGCAGCAGAGCCCAGUGAGAAUGAAGCAAAGGCCAAUAAUGAACCGAGCUGUUCGCCAGCAGCUCAAGAACUGUUGACAAGGCUGGGAUUUUUACUGGGAGAAGGGAUCCCAAGUGCCACACACAUAACCAUUGAAGAAAACAAUGAGACCAUGCGCACAGCUCUGAGCCAAGGCAUCAGUCCUUGCUCCACACUAACCAGCAGCACCGCCUCUCCCAGCACCGAUAGCCCCUGCUCAACCCUGAAUAGCUGUGUCAGCAAGACGGCAGCCAACAAAAGUCCCUGUGAGACCGUUAGCAGCCCUAGUUCCACCCUGGAAAGCAAGGACAGUGGAAUUAUAGCCACCAUUACAAGUUCAUCCGAAAAUGAUGACCGGAGUGGCUCCAGUUUGGAAUGGAAUAAGGACGGAAGCCUAAGGUUAGGGGUACAGAAAGGAGUCCUUCAUGAUCGCAGGGCAGAUAAUUGCUCCCCAGUGGCAGAAGAGGAGCCCCCUGGGUCAGCGGAGAGCGUGCUGCCUGACACUGAAGCCUCAGUUGGAGAUGGUCCGGUCCCUUAUUCUCAGAGCUCCAACUCGCUAGUAAUGCCACGGCCCAACUCAGUUGCAGCGACAAGCUCCACCAAGUUGGAAGAUCUGAGUUAUUUAGACGGGCAGAGAAAUGCCCCUCUUCGAACGUCCAUUAGAUUGCCGUGGCACAAUACAGCCGGAGGUAGGGCACAGGAAGUUCAAGCACGAUUUGCUCCCUACAAGCCACAGGACAUUUUGUUGAAACCCCUGUUGUUUGAAGUACCAAGCAUAACAACAGACUCUGUGUUUGUGGGAAGGGAUUGGCUCUUUCACCAGAUAGAAGAAAACUUGAGGAACACAGAACUGACAGAAAAUAGAGGCGCCGUGGUUGUUGGAAACGUGGGCUUUGGGAAGACAGCCAUCAUUUCUAAGCUGGUGGCACUUAGCUGCCACGGAAGCCGCAUGAGGCAGAUUGCUUCCAGCAGCCCCGGUUCACCGCCUAAAACUUUGGAUUCUUCCCAGGAUCUUCCUGUCACCCCACUGCUUUCACCAAGUUCUUCUGCAGGUGUUACCAACACAGCUAGAACACCCCCUGGGUCUGCGCCUGAUGCUCCUGAGAACCAGAGACCGAGAGAGGAUGCCGUGAAAUACCUUGCCUCAAAGGUCGUGGCCUACCACUACUGCCAAGCCGACAACACAUACACGUGCCUGGUGCCCGAGUUCGUGCACAGCAUCGCAGCCCUGCUGUGCCGGUCCCAGCAGCUGGCCGCCUACAGGGACCUCCUGAUAAAGGAGCCCCAGCUCCAGAGCGUGCUGAGCCUCAGGUCCUGCGUGCAGGACCCCGUGGCCGCCUUCAGGAGGGGGGUGCUGGAACCACUCACCAGCCUAAGAAACGAGCAGAAAAUUCCUGAAGAAGAAUACAUUAUUUUGAUAGAUGGCUUAAACGAGGCUGAGUUUCAUAAGCCUGACUAUGGAGAUACGCUUUCUUCAUUUAUUACCAAAAUUAUUUCUAAAUUUCCUGCCUGGCUGAAGUUGAUUGUGACUGUAAGAGCGAAUUUUCAGGAAAUCGUAAGCACGCUGCCCUUCGUCAAGCUUUCCUUAGAUGACUUCCCGGACAACAAGGACAUUCACAGUGACCUGCAUGCCUACGUCCAGCACCGGGUCCACAGCAGCCAGGACAUCCUCAGCAACAUCUCCCUGAACGGCAAGGCCGACGCCGCCCUGAUUGGCAAAGUGAGCAGCCACCUGGUGCUGCGGAGCCUGGGCUCUUACCUGUACCUCAAACUCACCCUGGACCUCUUCCAGAGGGGACACCUGGUCAUCAAGAGCGCCAGCUACAAGGUGGUGCCCGUGUCUCUGUCCGAGCUCUAUCUGCUGCAGUGCAACAUGAAGUUCAUGACCCAGUCCGCCUUCGAGAGAGCGCUGCCCAUUCUGAACGUGGCCCUGGCGUCCCUCCACCCCAUGACUGACGAGCAGAUCUUCCAGGCUAUUAAUGCAGGCCACAUACAAGGGGAGCAGGGGUGGGAGGACUUCCAGCAGAGGAUGGAGGCGCUCUCCUGCUUCCUCAUUAAGAGGCGAGACAAGACCCGCAUGUUCUGCCACCCGUCCUUCAGGGAGUGGCUCGUUUGGAGAGCAGAUGGCGAGAACACAGCCUUCCUGUGUGAGCCCAGGAAUGGGCAUGCUCUCCUGGCCUUCAUGUUCUCUCGACAAGAGGGCAAGCUGAACCGCCAGCAGACCAUGGAGCUUGGCCACCACAUCCUGAAGGCACACAUUUUCAAGGGCCUCAGUAAGAAGACAGGAAUCUCUUCGAGUCACCUCCAAGCCCUGUGGAUCGGUUACAGCACCGAGGGGCUCUCUGCUGCCCUCGCCUCCCUCAGGAACCUCUACACUCCCAAUGUGAAGGUGAGCCGUCUCCUGAUUUUGGGAGGGGCCAACGUGAACUACAGGACAGAAGUGUUAAAUAACGCCCCAAUCCUUUGCGUCCAGUCCCACCUCGGCCAUGAGGAGGUGGUCACUCUGCUCCUGGAAUUUGGCGCCUGCCUGGAGGGAACGUCGGAGAAUGGCAUGACCGCCCUCUGCUAUGCCGCAGCUGCCGGCCAUAUGAAGCUGGUGUGUCUGCUGGCCAAGAAGGGUGCCAGGGUGGACCACUUGGAUAAGAAAGGCCAGUGCGCCCUGGUGCACAGUGCACUGAGGGGUCACGGCGACAUUCUCCGGUACCUGCUGACCUGUGAGUGGUCGGCGGGCCCUUCCCAGCCGGGCGCGCUGCGGAAGAGCCAAGCCCUGCAGCAGGCACUGACGGCGGCCGCCAGCAUGGGCCACAGCUCGGUGGUCCAGUGCUUGCUGGGGCUGGAGAAGGAGCACGAAAUAGACGUCAAUGGCACUGACGCGCUGUGGGGAGAAACAGCCCUGACUGCCGCUGCCGGAAGAGGCAAGCUGGAGGUGUGCGAGCUGCUGCUGGAGCACGGAGCUGCUGUGUCCCGGACCAACAGGAGAGGGGUCCCACCUUUGUUCUGUGCGGCACGCCAGGGGCACUGGCAGAUUGUUAGACUGCUUUUGGACCGCGGCUGUGACGUGAGCCUAAGUGACAAGCAGGGCCGGACGCCCCUCAUGGUGGCCGCUUGUGAAGGACACUUGAGCACCGUGGAAUUUCUCCUUUCAAAAGGUGCCGCACUUUCUUCUCUGGACAAAGAGGGGCUGUCGGCCUUAAGCUGGGCUUGUCUGAAAGGUCACAGAGCAGUGGUCCAGUUCCUGGUUGAGGAAGGAGCCGAGAUAGACCAGACGGACAAGAACGGCCGCACUCCCUUGGACCUGGCCGCCUUCUACGGUGACGCGGAGACGGUGCUGUAUCUGGUCGAGAAGGGAGCCGUGAUCGAGCACGUGGACCACAGCGGCAUGCGCCCCCUGGACAGAGCCAUUGGCUGUCGAAACACAUCCGUAGUGGUUACACUGCUGAGAAAAGGAGCCAAAUUAGGAAAUGCUGCCUGGGCAAUGGCCACUUCCAAGCCUGAUAUUUUGAUUAUACUUUUACAGAAGUUGAUGGAGGAAGGAAACAUGAUGUACAAAAAAGGGAAGAUGAAAGAGGCAGCCCAGAGGUACCAGUAUGCCUUAAGGAAGUUUCCCCGGGAAGGAUUUGGAGAGGAUAUGAGGCCAUUCAAUGAAUUAAGAGUUUCUCUCUAUCUCAAUUUGUCUCGCUGCCGGAGAAAAACAAAUGACUUUGGCAUGGCAGAAGAAUUUGCUUCCAAGGCUCUCGAAUUGAAACCAAAGUCCUAUGAAGCCUUUUAUGCCAGGGCAAGAGCGAAGAGAAAUAGCAGGCAGUUUGCGGCGGCCCUGGCUGACCUACGGGAAGCUGUGAAACUGUGUCCCACCAAUCAGGAAAUCAAGAGGCUCCUGGCCCGUGUGGAGGAGGAAUGCAAGCAAGUCCAGAGGAGCCAACAGCAGAAACAGCAGGGCCCACCACCAGCGCCACCCAACGACUCGGAUAACGAAGAGGACACCCCGACCCCUGGCUUGAACGACCACUUCCAUCUCGAGGAGGCCGAAGAAGAAGAAACUUCCUCCCAGGAAGAGUCCGUUUCCCCGACGCCCAGGCCUCAGCCACCCUCGUGUGUCCCCUCCCCGUACAUCCGAAACCUUCAGGAAGGCUUGCAGUCCAGAGUCAGGCCGGUGUCCCCGCAGAACAGGCCGGGGGUCGGGAAGGCGCCGAGGGAGGCCGUGGCUCCGCCGGGGCUGGUGAUGCAGCCCACGCGGCAGGCGCAGAUAGUGAAGACCAGCCAGCGUCCGGGGCCCGGGCAGGCGGGCGUGCGAAGCGGCAGCACCAAAAUGCAGGUCUCCGCUCAGACUCCUUCCCCGAGCCCUCUGCCGGGGGGGAUGGCGGCCGCUCCUGCCGGCGGCAGAAACCAGCGUCUGGAGGGCACAGGUACUUUGACCGUGGGAGCCGGUUCCGGCCAUUUCGGAGAGCGGCUGGGCCCCAGCCACGGCGUCCAGCGGCCGCUCGGCGAGGGGGCUGCCGCCUAUCCUUUACCCAGCAAGAUAAAAACUGCGGAGAGGCUUCUGUCUCAUGCCCCCAUUGCUAUGGACGUGGCUCCUUUAAACCAGGGCGGGCUGGCCAGCCGCGGCGACGGGCGACAUCCCGCUUCCCUGAGCUCGGGCUCUUCUGGCUCUCCGUCCGGCAGCAUCAAGAUGUCAAGCUCCACCAGCAGUCUGACGUCAAGCAGCAGUUUUUCCGACGGCUUCAAGGGCCAAGGACCGGACGUUCGCAUUAAAGACAAGGCUGUUAACCCGGUGCAGAGCAGCACAGCGGAGCACAGGCCGCGCAACACUCCGUUCAUGGGCAUCAUGGAUAAGACUGCGAGGUUCCAGCAGCAGAGCAAUCCCCCCGGCCGCGCCUGGCACUGUCAGCUGCCGGAGGGGCUCCUGACGAACGCGACCUCCGCAGCCGGCCUGCAGUCCUUGAACUCGGAGAAGCCCUCUCUCAAACAAGCGGGAGGAUACGCUAGCCAAGCCAAAACCUGUUCUGUUUCUACCCUGGGUGGCAGUGUCCACAAUGGGGCACCGGGGAAAGAGCUGGAAGAGAAGAAAUGCCAAACGGCAGUCCACUGUCAAGAUAACAGGAUCGCCAAGACUGUGUCUCAUCUGUAUCAGGAGAGCAGCUCUAAACAGCAGCCUCACGUCAGUAACGAAGCCCACAGGAGUCACCUCCCUUCAGCCAAACCAAAGCGAUCAUUCAUAGAAUCAAAUGUGUGAGCCUUAAGAGAACCACAUGUGGGAUUGGGAAAACCAUGUGCUAGCUCCUGGUGGUAAUUAAAAGGUUUUUAAUGAGAAAAA
Molecule: messenger RNA, 6131 nt
Organism: Mustela erminea (ermine)
Lineage: Eukaryota; Metazoa; Chordata; Mammalia; Carnivora; Mustelidae
Gene: TANC1
Product: tetratricopeptide repeat, ankyrin repeat and coiled-coil containing 1
Exons: 27
Coding region: 459-6050 (1863 amino acids)
Biological process (GO): regulation of postsynapse organization
Cellular component (GO): glutamatergic synapse
Molecular function (GO): protein binding
Source: RefSeq, a predicted model, not a curated record